Molecule: messenger RNA, 4113 nt
Organism: Puccinia triticina
Lineage: Eukaryota; Fungi; Basidiomycota; Pucciniomycetes; Pucciniales; Pucciniaceae
Exons: 14
Coding region: 1-4113 (1370 amino acids)
Biological process (GO): protein polyubiquitination; proteasome-mediated ubiquitin-dependent protein catabolic process
Cellular component (GO): nuclear speck
Molecular function (GO): ubiquitin protein ligase activity
Source: RefSeq, a predicted model, not a curated record
AUGCCCAGGAAACCCCGAUCUACCAAAGCAGUCAUCAGCGCUGGAAAUCUCAAGGAGAAGGCCAACUCAUCCACUCACUCCGCCCCACUGGCUUCCACCUCCAACCCAACCUCGGCACCCGCUACUGCCAAGUCAUCCGAGCAAGACGUCGAAAUGAACGUUCAACACUCCAUCUCAUCCGAUCGACCCGGAAACGACGGCACUGAUCAUACCUCUGCCCUCUCUACCUCCGACCAUGGAGCCAAUGAUGAUUCACAAGACGAACAAGACAGUCCGAGCAACAGCGAUGCAGAUGAUCCCGAUCUCGCUGACGAUCACGGCGGGGAACAUGAUGACUUUGGCGAUGAUAUCGAUCCUGAACACAUCGCUUACUUCAGCAAAGCCGAAUAUCUCACCCGAACCCUGAGGCCCAUCCCCUUGGCUAGCUUCCUGGCAUCGAUCCUCGCCAAUCCGAAGUGGGUGAUGGCCGAAACAACAGCUUCAACCAAAGCCCAAGACAUCUUGGACAAUAUCCGAGCCGUGGUCGAUGCACUUGGAACGGUCGAAACUGCCGAUGAAGCCAAAUCCUCGCUUCUCAAGCUGGCAGCCCUCUUCAGCCGCGAAAACGACCCCGUCACUAGUUUUGAACUGCUGGAAAGUGGUCUAGUCGAAGGACUCUUGCGAUUUGCCACCGAGUCGCGUUCAUUUGGACCGCCACUUAGCGUCCGGUCCGAGAUACUUUCAGAAACCUUUUUUUCCUCUUCUGAAGAGACUCCCGCGUUCGUUCCGUUGGUCAAGCGCCUUCAAGAAUCAUUGGGCCGCCUAGAAGGCUUCGAAGUCCUUACAGCUGUUGCAAGUACUCCAGAUGAUUCACGCCGCAGCACCGCUUCCAUGCUAGCUAGACAACUCAAGAUUCGUCUCGUGGCUGCUGAGGGUACCGACGUCCCCAAGAAUUGCGCCAAUGUGGUCGUCUCAAUCCACGCCAUCGCUACCUUUCAGGCUUUCAACGAUUAUCUCCGCCCCCGAAUCAUCAAAGCACAGGAUGACGAACGACUUGGCCGGCCCUCAGGAUCCUCGACAAGUAGGCUUUCGGGUAUGCUGGCUGCAUUCGCGGCCGUCGCUGGUCUCCCUGCCUCCUCCUCAUCCUCCUCUAGCCCCGGCCCUCACCUCGAAGAUUCUGGAUUCACCCUCACAUCAAGGGCAGAAGCUGCGGAAUCAAGUCAAUCCCCAUCGCUUCCGGCCGCCGCCCCUGAAGCUCCUCCAAGCAAUCACGCCCCGCGACGGAGCUCGCGCCUCAGCGGUCGAGGGUUGACUGCGGAGGAUCUCAACCGAGAAGCGGCGGAUGCGCCUCCGACCAAGGCAUCUUCCUCAGCCGUCCUCUCCUCAUCUGCACCUGCGAAUUCGAUGGAGUUAGACACUCCUCGGCGUGAUCAAAUGGAAGUAGAUGACGAACAGCGCACUGAAGGAAGUCCAAUCGAUCAAGAGAUGAGCUCCCGUCCAUCAAAUGUUGAUGAGCCUCCCGUCAACGUCCAACCUGCUCAAGACGGCUCGAAAAUGGAGGCGCAUACACCCCAUGGUACUCGCAUUGCCACCCCGCUCGGCAGUCGUCCGGGUUCUUCACUCCGAAAACACUCCAGCAGUUCCCUCGCCGGGCUAGCCGCCAGUGGAGGCGGCAGUCGGUCAUCCAAACCCUCUUAUGCGGCUGCUGUAAAGGCCGAGCCAAAAGAUUGGCACCUAGCUUUCAGCCUCGACGGUCAAUCUAUCCCACUCGAUACGACGGUGUAUGGCGCCGUAUACGCCCACGAGUCUCGAACUGGUCUCCAGAGUCGUAACAUGUGGACAAACGUGUAUACAGUCACAUUUCGGAAGGUCGAUGGACCGGUACCGACUUCAAAUGAAGAUGCGUCCUCGGUCGACCCCGAGUCCCGUGAAGAGGGUCAAUUGCCAGCUUCCAUCCUCGAAGGCUCUAAACAAGCCUCAAUCUUGAGACUCUUGCGUGCCUUGCACGGCUUGAACUUGGAUUGGCAUGAACUCAGAAACUCGUCGGAUCAAGCGGAAAGCAGUCUAGCAUUUGCCGAAAGCGUAUUCAUCAACAACAAGCUGACCGCUAAGCUUAAUCGGCAAUUGGAAGAGCCGAUGAUUGUGGCAAGUGCAUGCCUGCCGGAUUGGGCUUGCGAACUGCCACAACAGUUUCCAUUUUUGUUUCCAUUUGAAACAAGGUUUUCAUUUUUGCAAAGCACAUCGUUUGGCUAUGCGCGUCUGAUACAAAAAUGGGUCGGUCAGGCUCGGUCCGAUAGUUCGCGCAGGGACGAGAAUUUGGGUCUUCUAGGAAGACUUCAAAGGCAAAAAGUGAGGAUUAGCCGGCAAAAGAUUCUGGAGUCGCUUAUCAAGGUCUUCGAGCUAUAUUCCUCCUGUCGUGCAAUGCUUGAGGUCGAGUACUUUGAUGAAGUGGGAACCGGGUUGGGACCCACUCUGGAGUUUUUUUCGUUAGCUUCGAAAGCUUUUGCCGAAAGACAAUACCAAAUGUGGCGGGACCAUGAGAGCGACUCCCAAGCGUUACAUGUUUUCAGUCGGACUGGUUUAUUCCCGUCCCCUAUGGACGAUCGGACAGCAGAAAGCGAUAGAGGUAUCGAGCGGCUCAGGAAGUUUAAGGUACUCGGUCAAUUCAUGGCCAAAGCGUUGAUGGACUCAAGAAUCGUCGACAUUUCUCUCAGUCGAAGCUUCGCUCGCCUGGUAUUGGAUUAUCCACUACCACUCACCAUCGCCAGUGUCGGAUUAGUUGAUAAAUCGUUGGCAGCUUCAUUGGAGCAUUUGAACAAAUAUGUGAUCGCAAAACAUGCCAUCGAAGCUGAUGCCAGUCGUUCCGAAACCGAAGCCCGCGAAGCCAUUCAGCAAAUCCGGAUCGAUGACGCUACAGUCGAGGAUCUAGCCCUAGAGUUCAUUCUUCCUGGAUAUGACGUGGAGAUGAAACCCGAUAGUUCGGAAACCUUGGUCACAAUCGACAACAUCGAAGAGUUCAUCGAGUUGGUGAUUUACUGGACCUUGUCAAAAGGCGUUACUCGCCAGAUUGAAAUGUUCAAGGCAGGCUUCUCGAUGGUGUUCCCGAUCCGAGAUCUCAAAAGCUUCACGCCCGACGAAAUCGUCAACAUCUUUGGUAACGCUGAGUCAGAAGAUUGGUCAAUCGAAGCUUUGACAUCUGCUAUGCGAGCUGAUCAUGGUUACAACAUGGAUUCGGCCGCUAUACGAGGUUUGAUCAACAUCAUGUCAUCAUACGACGUUCCGUCGCGUCGCCAAUUCCUGCAGUUCAUCACCGGCGCACCCAAACUGCCGAUCGGCGGUUUCCGUGGCUUGCACCCCGCUUUAACGGUAACUAUCAAACUCAUUCUCAUUUUAAACCGUCGAACUCAUUCGACAUCGACAGCGAAGUUUAAAAACACAGAAAUCUUUAUAUUCAAGAUGGUUGAGGAGAUGGUCAAAAGAGCGACACGUAGAUUGGCGAAGAAUGCACUAUCGCAAGGCGAUAUGCCUCAAGGUGGUACCUUGUUAAACGAACAACAAGCAUCGGAUGACGCGAUACGCACCGAAGAUAACUCAUUAACACCGAACUCAAGUAAAGUGCCAGGCCCCGUCGAGGAGACCGGGAACGAGACGGGAGCGAUAGCUGCGAGAUAUAAGGCUCUCUUAUCGAAGGUUCCCCAGGUGCCAGAUCCGACUGAUUUAAUCGUCGUUCACGAUCAACAAGCGCCUAUGGCCGUGAAAGAACCCAAUUCUACGAGCGUACCAACGGUGUUGGUUUCUAAUGCUGAUAAACCGAAGAAAUCUCAAAAGGAACGUUUAUGGGAAAAGGUUACGGAAGCUGUCAGCAACAAUGAUGCAGAGAACACCGAAUUCUUCAUGGGGGACGCGGCGGCUUCAGGGGUCAAGGAGAGCGUUUCGGACAAGAAAGGAGGCAUUCAGACUAUCAAAACCAUCCGGAGUACCAUCAAGACAAUGGUUACGGUAGAAAGAAUAGAGAUCUUUCCGAACAUGGGUACAGACACCAUGGUCAUGAUGAAGAAUCCGGUGGUUAUUACUGUGGUGGUUUUGGCAAAAAUCCCAAGAGCUCCCUCGCAUCACCUGAGCCCUCCACCGUGA